Messenger RNA from Owenia fusiformis, 757 nucleotides. The record is from the annotation of a GenBank genome assembly. NCBI's taxonomy places the organism in Eukaryota, Metazoa, Annelida, Polychaeta, Sabellida, Oweniidae.
AGACACAGCUACUUGACAGUAUCACUGAUUUAUUCCUUGCUGGGACGGAUACCUCUUCAACGACAAUUAAAUGGCUUUUGGUUACUAUGGCCAACUACCAGGACGUACAAAAAAGGGUCAGGGCCGAAAUCAAUGACAUUUUGGGAGAUGGUAGAUAACCAGUCAUGACAGACAAACAGAAUAUGCCAUUUACAGAGGCGACGAUCUUAGAAGUAAUGAGAACACAACCUAUAGCACCAUUAGUGAAUUCUAGACACAGUUCAGACCAACCUACCCAGUUCAAGGGUUAUGUGCUGCCCCCUAGAACUAUGAUCAUUGCAAACAUGUAUGCGCUGAUGAAUGAUCCCGACCACUGGGUUGAUCCUGAAAUAUUCAACCCUUUACGAUUCAUCGGAGAAGAUGGCAAAGUUAUUAAAGAUAGCUACAUGUUGCCUUUUUCAAUUGGCAAGCGCCAGUGUCCAGGGGAGCCUUUGGCGAGAAUGGAACUCUUCCUAUUCUUUGUUGGUAUCUUGCAGAAGUUCAGAAUUGAGAUACCACCAGGAAGAGAAGCUCCGUUGAAGGUGGAGCUUGGAAAUGGAAUGAAUGCACCUGUUGAAUCUGAUCUUUGUUUUAUAAGGGACUAGAGACACUUGCUACUCUGUUUUCCCUCCCACUAUAUUACAGGUUUAGCCAAAAGUGUAACCCGAGCAAAUGUCUUCCAACAUGGAUUUGAACUCAUAGUUGGAAGAAGUAAACCUUGUUCAUUCUACUAAGUUUC